UGGCUGUUGUUAACUGGAAAAGGUUGUGUUUUUACUUAGCUGCUGCUGGUAGUGCUGACGCUGUCGUUGCCUCCAGUAUUUUAUACACUCUUACUUUAGACGUAGCCGUGUGAUCGUGUUCAAAAUUAACUGACGUCUUCUAACAUCUAAUAGUCAUAUCAAGCGUACAUAGUAGUACCAAACAACUGUCAUUUUAUUCAUUCGUUCGUACGUACGUUGUUUUUGCAUUUGUAUUCAAGAAUAUCUAGUUGUUGUUGUUGUUGUUGUUUUGACGACAGCAAUCGCAGUGAAAAGUGUUUAUUUUACUUGUAGUCUCUUGUGUAUAAAUUGAGUUUGAGUCAAUUACAACAAUAUGGAAGCGAAUUAUACGCCGCACAUUUAUAAUGAAUACAAAACACGCAAUAUUUUAAGUCUGGCCGAUCGUGUCGAAGUCAUACGCGAAUACGAUAGUCAUCUAACACGACCGAGUCUUCAAAGCUUGGCCCAGAAAUUCGAAUGUAGUUCGAAACAAAUUAAAAAUAUUCUUUUAAAUCGUGAAACAAUUUUACAGCAAUACAAUAGCGGUGAAACGGGUCCACAAAAAGAAUCACCCGGUCGUGAUGAUGGCUUACAAAAGAGACAAGAAAAGAUUGCCUUUCUGGGUAAAGUUAUGUAUGAAUACAUACAAAGAGUAUUAUACUACAACUAUAACAUUGAUGAUGAGAAAGUGAGACAGAAAGCUUUACAGAUUAAAGAAUGUAUAGCAGUGGAAAAUUUCCAGCCCACCUAUGCCUGGUUGGAGAAUUUUAAAAUGACUUAUGGUAUACCUGCCUUUGAUUUACAAUCAUUGCGCAAUAAUAUCGUGAUAACAGAAACUAAGCGUCCACAUUUAAGUGCCAUUGAUAUGAUACAAUAUGUCAGUCGCAUGGAACAGGAGGAACAAGAGCAGAAUCGUAGUAAAUCCUUUACAAAACCCGAUAUCAAUGGUAAUGGUCGUUUAAGUUUAGGCAACAACAAAAACCACAGCCACAACAACAACAACAAUCAACUUAAUGGUCUAGAACCCAAGAUUAUCUAUGAAAUUGAAGAUGAAGAACAGGAUGAGGAGUUGCAAAAAUUAAAUUUCUCCGAUUCACCACCCAAAGCUUCUAUACAAAACAAUUCUUCAUCUCCUGCUAUAAAAUAUACCACCAAACGACGAGCUUCUUCUCCAUUUCCCGAUAUUGAAUCUGUGGAUGGGGCUCUUAAACAUAUCAAAGCUUUAGAGGAAUAUGCCAUGCUACAUGAUAACUUUAGAGCUAUAGGUUUAUUAACGCAAUUGGAGCAGAUUUUCAAGAAACAAAUGAAAAAGGAUUGAAGUUUUUCCUCUCUAUAUAAUUUCCUUAAACAAAAACACAUUGUUUUAAAUGUGUUUUUGUUGUUUAUAAUUUAAACAUUCCUUGGAUUUUUUAAAAAUUAUUUAUAUUUAGAAUUAGAUUAUAGUUUUUUUAAUUAAUUUUUAGUCAUUUUAAUGUAUAAGCAUGUAAAUAUAAAUUUUUGAAAUAAAAUGGACUUACCUAUUUGCCCGAAAGUGUAAACUGUAAGUAGAAAAAUAAUAAUUGGA
Lucilia sericata (common green bottle fly) is the source of this 1582-nucleotide messenger RNA. RefSeq lists its product as uncharacterized. The coding region runs from base 353 to 1336 and encodes 327 amino acids. NCBI's taxonomy places the organism in Eukaryota, Metazoa, Arthropoda, Insecta, Diptera, Calliphoridae. The record is from RefSeq and is a predicted model, not a curated record. Gene Ontology annotation, molecular function: DNA binding. The transcript has a single exon.